CCUCCAGACUGCAUGCAGUUUGGUAUUAAAAUGUUUUCAGAACCACCAACCAUUGUGGUCUUACACAUUUGAGAUGAUAGAUAAACUUUGAGGCUUUUUUUUUUUUUAAGCGAAUUAUAACUUUGUAUAAAUAGCGAGGACUGACGGCGCUCGGCAGCCAGCAGCGUUACUGUUAUUAUUUUUCAGUGUAUUUAAAACGUGCAGAGCUACUGUAGGCAGAACAAGCUAGCUUUAGCUAACGUUAGUCAGGUCGGACGGCGACGAGGCCCCAGCCGGACGGGAACACGGGUGAACCAUGGCUAACAUCGCAGUUCAGAGGAUAAAACGGGAAUUCAAGGAAGUGCUUAAAAGUGAAGAGACUAGCAAAAACCAGAUAAAGGUGGAUCUGGUGGAUGAAAACUUCACAGAACUUAAAGGGGAGAUUGCAGGGCCACCUGACACGCCAUAUGAAGGCGGUAGAUAUCAGCUAGAAAUUAAAAUUCCAGAGACAUAUCCAUUCAAUCCACCCAAGGUUCGGUUUAUCACGAAGAUCUGGCAUCCCAAUAUCAGCUCAGUCACAGGUGCAAUAUGUCUGGACAUUCUUAAAGACCAGUGGGCAGCAGCUAUGACACUGAGGACGGUGCUGUUGUCAUUACAAGCCUUACUGGCAGCUGCAGAACCAGAUGAUCCACAGGAUGCUGUGGUAGCCAAUCAGUACAAGCAGAAUCCAGAGAUGUUUAAACAGACAGCAAGACUCUGGUCUCACGUCUACGCAGGCGCUCCCGUCUCCAGUCCGGAGUACACACGCAAAAUAGACAAACUCUGUGCCAUGGGCUUUGAAAAAAAUGCAGUAAUAGUGGCAUUGUCGUCGAAAUCCUGGGACGUGGAGACGGCAACAGAGCUGCUGCUCAGUAACUGAAUUCUGGCACCUCCUUCAUCUUCCUCUUAAUCCCAAUCUUGCCCUCCUCACACGCAUCCUCUCUCAAAUUCCCACUGUCUGAAGGUGUCUCUUCCCUUAUCAUACCCUCUGUUUCAAAGUGGACUCCUCACAUCUACACUUGCCCUCUUCUCCAGCCCCACCUAUACCCCUCCGUGCUGCAUCUCUCAUCUGCACUCGUCACCAUCUGCUGUACUACACUCCGAUCAGCCGCUCUGUGAGCUCUUAUCUCUGGUUUCUUAAAUUUCAUUCAACAUUCCGCUCAGACCUACAAUCAGAAAUCCACACCUCACCACCUUUGAAGCAAAUGCCAGACUUAAGACCCUGCCCACAUUCGCCAAUCUGCCAGAUUUUCUGGCUCUGUGUAAGAAGCGGCUGUCCGUGGCUUAUCCUUGCCUAUGCAGUGCAUUUUGUUUAAUUUGUGACCUUGCUGGAAGAUGGUCAAGCCAUUCAAGGGGACUCUUUUGGACCUGGUCCUGAUUUAACACACUUUUGGUGCUGUUUUUCUGAACAAGGAUUAAGCUGAGUUUUUGAACUUUCUAAUUUCUUGCACUGUCUUCAAACCUUACUGUAAUCUGUUCACUACUCCAAAAAUAAAGACUUAGUAGUGUUAGGGUAAUUUCUAACAAAAUGGAGUGCUCAACAGAGGAUUUAAAAUUUGAGCUUUAAUAUGAUUAUUUCCUAAAUUUCACAGAGCACCUAAUUUACUGGAAAAAUUUAGGUGGCAAAGUCAAACAUGGAUGUAUUAUUUUGGUUAUAUUGUGGGAGUUUCAGGGCAGUAGCAGUGCAUUAUUUAGACACACAAAAUUGAGGGGAAAGUCACAAAGUGCAACAAGGCAAAUGCAGCCCAUCGGCUUAUUCUGUGUUCUAGAAAUCAGUUCAUGAAGUGUAACAAAGGUGUUCACACAGUAGCCAUAUUCAUUUUCAUGCCAUAUUCUCCCCUCUUCAGCUGUCUGACAAUUGACCCAAAAUCCAAGAAAUCUUAAGUUACUAUCCUCACACCUCUUCUUCACAUGGCUGACUUCAUCUCUCCCUUUAUCCCCACAUUUUAAAGUUUUAUUUGGAUAUGACUUCUACAGGAAUACAUUUUGAUUCUUGUUUUUAAACGGAGAGAAAAACCUGUUCAGCAGUAACACAACUUGUCACAAGUCUGGAUGGAUAAUGGUUCAAAAUGAUAGAAAAAUAUUGCAUCAACCUACCUAGGUCAACAGAUAAAAUGUCAGUGAUUCAUCUGUAAAUAAAAUAUUGAAGUCUGUGUAAA
Molecule: messenger RNA, 2177 nt
Organism: Archocentrus centrarchus (flier cichlid)
Lineage: Eukaryota; Metazoa; Chordata; Actinopteri; Cichliformes; Cichlidae
Gene: ube2ka
Product: ubiquitin-conjugating enzyme E2Ka (UBC1 homolog, yeast)
Exons: 7
Coding region: 296-898 (200 amino acids)
Molecular function (GO): protein binding
Source: RefSeq, a predicted model, not a curated record